Tinamus guttatus (white-throated tinamou) is the source of this 1348-nucleotide messenger RNA. Lineage: Eukaryota; Metazoa; Chordata; Aves; Tinamiformes; Tinamidae. The record is from RefSeq and is a predicted model, not a curated record.
GGCAUGCAGCUGUCCAGAGGCAGCGGGCUUUUCUCGGGAGGGAGAUGGGGAGCUGCGAUCUGACCAUGCCUGGGUGAGAGGGGGAAAGGACCCGCCGAGCAGCCCCACCGCCACCAACUAGCACCACUACCACCACCAUCUCCUCUCCCUCCUCCUCUCUCUGCGUUAUUGCUCUUAUCUUCUCCACGGCACUCCGUGCUGGAUGGAUUGGGGCUGCUUCGUGUGGUGAGACCAAGGCAGAGCCACCGGCGAAACCCAGCGACAUCUCAGAGCAAGAAAAAGAAGCGGAAAGAAGACGGGGAAAGAGAGAGAGGGGGAGAGUGGAAGAAGGAGCGAGCGAGCGAGAGGAGAGAAGGGAAGGAAGAAGGCAAGAAAAUCCCCUUAAUCUUCUAAGUCAAUGCAUAUUGUGGUGACACUGGCAAAGGAGCCCUCACGGUGGAGUCGGCCAGGACUGUGCGUUCCCAAAAUAUGACCAGGGGUGCUUGGAUGUGCAGUCGGCAGUAUGACGACGGCUUAAAAAUCUGGUUUGCACCCCGGGAGAACGAGAAACCCUUCACGGAUUCGGAGAGGGCUCAGAAAUGGCGACUGUCCCUGGCAUCGCUCUUGUUUUUCACCGUCCUGCUCUCUGAUCACUUGUGGUUCUGCGCCGAGGCCAAAUUCACGGGCACCGGAGACAAGGAGCAGCAGCAGCCGCCCGAGAAGCCGGAGCCCGCGGAGCAGGAGCUGCUGGCGGGCAUGGGGGAGCCGGCGCCCCCCGCGCCCCGGCUCCUCGCUCCCCCCUCGCCCUCCCUCCCGCCCUCCCCCAGCAGCAGCAGCAGCAGCAGCAGCAGCGGCCAGGGCAAGGAGAGCGAGCCCCGCCACGGCAAGGCUGUUUUCCUGGGCAACUCCAGUGCCAGGCCCGUGGAGAGCUGCCACCCGCAGAGCGCCUCGUCCGGGCAGUGCUUCAGCGUGGGCGACGCGGAGGCGGUGUGCGGGCGGCGGGGGGGGCCGCGGAGCCCGGCGCCCGGCUGGGACCUCACGGAUUUUUACCUUUCCUUUUGUAAUUCCUACACCCUUUGGGAGUUGUUCGCCGGGUUGUCCAAUCCGGACACUUUGAACUGCAGUCUGGAUGUGGUGCUGGAGGGGGAAGGCUCCUGCAGCCAGUGCGUCCAGGCUUACCAGCGCUACGACCAGCACGCUCAGGAGAAAUACGAAGAGUUUGAGGUUAUGCUCCAGAAAUAUUUACAGUCGGAUGAGUACUCGGUGAAAUCGUGUCCUGAGGAUUGUAAGGAUAGGCUUAAUUUGAACAGAACUACUGAUUUUGCCAUGGAAGAGAUUUUUCUCCUCUUCUUGUAAAGUUGUUUAGCUC